Messenger RNA from Tigriopus californicus, 2256 nucleotides. Its product is annotated as SET domain-containing protein SmydA-8-like. The transcript is spliced from 9 exons. Bases 574 to 2211 code for a protein of 545 amino acids. The record is from RefSeq and is a predicted model, not a curated record. Lineage: Eukaryota; Metazoa; Arthropoda; Copepoda; Harpacticoida; Harpacticidae. Gene Ontology annotation, molecular function: protein binding.
UAUUUGAAAAAUAACGACUGAGUUCAAACCUUAUCUAGGGCAAAAUUUUGACAACAUCAUCAAAUUUCAAGGGGGAUUUCUUUCACUUUGGGCCAGACCGUGAAAUACAAGCCGGAACCUGUUCGGUAACGUGAGCAAAAUUCCGAGUAGAUUAUUCCCCGUUGAGUUCAGAAAUGGAUAAAAUAAUAUGAUCGCCAUAAUAUUUCAAGUCGCUCACGAACUGUCAUCUCGUCCCAGUCUGAAGUUGGCACUCGGCCAAGUGGAAAACUCUUUGAAAAAAGUCCAAAAAGUGGGACAAAGAAAGGCAUCAGGGGCUCAGGAAGUUAUCUUUUUAUUUAGCUUUGCUUUUUUGCCAGAGGCCCUACUUAGGAAUCCAUUUUAAACGAGGUAAAUCAUUGAGGUAGGCACAACAAAAACCUUGAAAUAAAGAACAGUUUUGAAUCGUCAACAUUUCCUGUUUAUUGGAAAGUAAAUUGACUUUCCAAUUUCUUGGGUCAUAGGUUGACAUUAUGCUCUCCAUGAAAUUAGCCGAAGCACAUUUUUUCGACAGUGAGGAAGUUGCAGAUCUGCAAAAUGAAAGUGGGCAUGGAUCACCAAACAAAAGCCACACCUUUGGAUGAAGAGGUGAAGAAGUAUUUGAUUCGCGAUGAACACCAAGGGCCCUCAAAUGAGAAACGACCCUACAAAAUUGUUUACGAUGACAUUGUCGGACGACAUAUGGUUGCUGCUCGAGACAUCAAGCCGGGCGAAAUCAUCUUCAAGGAGUCUCCAAUCACAUUUGGUCCCACGGAUGCCACCAAACCGAUCUGCCUGGGUUGCUACAAACGGAUCAAAAGCCAUGGUCUGACCUGUGACCGUUGCCAUUUCCCAAUGUGUUCUCGCCAAUGUCAAGACAUUCCCGAGCAUGCCGAAUACGAGUGCCAAGUCUUCCAAGAACGAGGAUUUCGGGUCCGAUCUCAGGAGAUCAAGUUCGAUGAUGAAACGCCUAUUUAUGGGAUUGUCUCGGUCAUCCGUGGAUUGCUCUUGAGAAAGAAGCACCCGGAGAAAUGGGACCUGCUCUGGAGUCACAUGUCACAUCACGAGAAGAGGAAACGUUCGCAUUAUUGGAGACAAAAGACGAACGUCAUUAUUGAUCAUGUGAAGGCAGCCAUGAUUUUGGAAGAGAAGGAUGUGGAAACCUUGGAAAUCAUCCUGGGGAUUUUUCUGGUGAACACAUUUGAGGUGUCGAUCGAGGAUCGAAGUGUGGAAGUCGAAACAGCUCCAGAGGCCUCCAUUCAGGCCCUGUUUGGCUUGGCCUCCAUGCCCAGUCAUUCAUGUGUGGCUAAUUGCACCCAUGAUUUUUCUUCAAGAAAGUCCGGCUACGUUAUGACGAUGAGAUCCCUGACUCACAUCAAUAAGGGUGAGGACAUCACCCAUUCCUACACUGAGCCCUUUGAUCCCCUCCUUCAAAGGCAAGCACUGCUUCAGGUUGGAAAGUUCUUCAGCUGCCAAUGCCCGCGGUGUUCCGAUCCCACUGAACUAGGAACAUAUGCGAGUGCCCUUAAAUGCAGAAAAUGUGGCAAAGGCAAUGUGAUAAGCAGCGAUGUUCACGAAAUCGAGGCCAAGUGGGUGUGUGAGAACCAGGAUUGUCCACAGGAAAUGGGCACAAUCCAAAUUCGAAACAUUUACCAAGCCGCCAAAGGUCAAGCAGAGAGUUUGGAUCCGUCAGAAUCCAAUCCCAGUGGAGCCACCAUCCCAAAAUUUGAGGCCUUUAUUAAGAAGUACGCCAACAUUCUUCACCCGAACCAUGUCAUUCUGACCGACCGAAAAUACGUUUUGGCCAAAAUGUACGGCCGUAUGACCGGGUAUGAGGCACAUCAGCUGACUGACGAACAAUUCAAGCGUAAACGGGAUCUUUGUCGAGAGGUUCUUCAAGUCUUGGAUCAAAUCAUGCCUGGACGGACACGAAAACGAGGGAUGAUGAUGUACGAGCUGCACUUGCCUUUGGUGAUGCUGGCCAACAGAGCGUUGGAACGUGGUCCAAAUCCAGGAACUGAUCCAAAGGAGAUAAAAAAGAACCUGAAGGAUGGACUGUCGUAUUUACGAAAAGGAUUGGAGAUCUUGUCAGAUGAGCCUGCAGGAACUUUUGAGCAAAAAAUUGUGGAAGGUUCCAAGGAGAGCUUGGUCCAAUUGGAGCAGUGGGUUACCACAGUGUGUACCAAUCUGAAAUAGUUGCUUCUUAUUUCCAAAUAUACUUGAACACUCAUUUGAUUUUUA